This is a messenger RNA of Hippoglossus stenolepis (Pacific halibut), 914 nucleotides long. RefSeq names its product adenylate kinase 6 (gene ak6). Gene Ontology annotation, cellular component: cytoplasm; nucleus. Gene Ontology annotation, molecular function: ATP hydrolysis activity; AMP kinase activity; ATP binding. NCBI's taxonomy places the organism in Eukaryota, Metazoa, Chordata, Actinopteri, Pleuronectiformes, Pleuronectidae. The record is from RefSeq and is a predicted model, not a curated record. The transcript is spliced from 6 exons. Bases 156 to 680 code for a protein of 174 amino acids.
GCCGUAAAAGUGACGUAAAGUUGGCGUAAAACGUCACAUUGCUGCUGUGUUUGUGUGUCGAUGUGCUACAGCUCUCUAGCUAACCAAGUCAUUUCGUCUGGAUCCCCUGAAUCAGGUAGAUCGUCGUCCAGACACGUGUCGGCUGCUGGUCAGGCAUGAAGAUGAGGAAGCGCCCGAACGUUCUGCUAACAGGAACCCCUGGUGUUGGAAAGACCACUUUAGGAAAGGAAGUAGCCCAGCGAACAGAGCUGACUUAUGUCAACAUCGGAGACCUUGCUCAAGAAGGACAACUUUAUGAUGGUUAUGACGAAGAGUAUAAGUGCCCAAUUUUAGAUGAGGACCGGGUGGUGGAUGAACUGGAUGAAAAGAUGGUAGAAGGUGGUGUGAUUAUUGACUAUCAUGGCUGUGACCUGUUUCCUGAACGCUGGUUUCAUAUUGUCUUUGUCCUGCGAACAGACAACACUCAGCUGUACACACGGUUGGAGAGCAGGGGUUACACAGGGAAGAAGCUGCAGGACAACGUGCAGUGUGAGAUCUUCCAGACCAUCUAUGAGGAAGCCAUUGAAGCUUACAGUGAAGAUAUUGUCCACCAACUGCCCAGCAACACUCCUGAAGACCUUGAUCGCAACCUGGAGCAGAUAGUGCAGUGGACUGAGCAGUGGAUGAAGGACCAUAACUAGGAGCUGAACCCUAACUGCUCACUUCCAGGGGCAGGACUAUCAACAAAUGUUAUUUGGACGAUUAAGCAUGAAUUGUUGUUAUUUUCAUAAGUUUGACAUCAUGGAGACUAUUGAUAUGUUAAAAAGUACAACAUGUAAGAAGACAGAUGUUUGUAAUAAAAUGCACAAAAAAAGGCAGAGAGAAAACAGAGUCUGACUCUAAAAAGGAAAUAAAAAACUAUAUUUUGGAUUUGC